Messenger RNA from Klebsormidium nitens, 1368 nucleotides. The record is from the annotation of a GenBank genome assembly. Lineage: Eukaryota; Viridiplantae; Streptophyta; Klebsormidiophyceae; Klebsormidiales; Klebsormidiaceae.
AUGGCGCGGCAAUUGGUUUUGCCCUCUGUCGUAAAGCCAGCUGCGCUAGGCCCUGUUUUUGCUGCGGUGCUCCUUUUCUGCGCCCUGCUCCCCGUGCGCGCCACUUCCAGCAGGGCCCUCCUCACCAGGCCCGCUGACGUCACUCCCGACGUCAACCUCCCAGACGAGGCGGUCAGCGUGCGGAAGGCGAUGUUCGACGUCACCAUAGGCGAUGGGACGCACCAUAACCUGGCGGUGUUCGUAUACGAGCUGAGUUCGCUAGACGGGGGAAGAGAGUCCCACGUAUCCCAUGAGUGCAAGAAGAACCAGGACGUGGCUCUGGUCCUUUUCCACGGUGCCACCUACAACCACCUGUACUGGGACACCCCCGUCAGCGUGGACAACUCCCCGCACUCGCAUGCAAGGUACCUCGCCAAGCAGCUCGCCACCAACAUGUUGAGCAAUAUAUCCUGGAGCCAGACGCAAAUCUCAGUUUAUGAUCAUUCCCUUCUAUUCGAAAGAAUUCCGUUCCGUUCCGUUCAGGUACCUCGGUACCUCGCGAAGCAGUGCUACUACGUACUCGCCGCAGACAUGCUGGGCACCGGCGAGUCGGACAAACCGGACGGCUUCGCCAUCGACGUUGCGGACCAGGCUCAUGCCUCUGCGGACUUUAUUCGGUCCAUCCAGAACAACCACAACCCCGCGCGCGCGAAGAAGGCCAAGAAGGUGAUUCUCAUCGGGCACAGUUUCGGCUCCAUCAUGAGUGACCUCAUCCUGGGGACUAACCCGGGCAUUGCUGACGGCUUUGUUGCGACCGGUUGGACCAACGGAUACGAGCCCAACAUGCCCAACUUCGAGGGGGUCUUCGGCGCCAUCGAUCAGCCCCCCAAUACGGUGCCCUACAUCACGCUGCCAACCGGCGGGCCCCCCUUCGGUGUGAACCUGCGCUCCGGGUUCUACGACGGCGUCGAUCUGACCACCUUCACGGCGCCGGACCCGCACCCGACCUGGACUGACGCCAUGCUGACGUACGACAGUACCAACUUGGCUGAUUUCAUCACCCACAAGAACGCGUUCCUCGACAUCAAUCCGCUGCUGGACAACCGGCGGAACAACGCCGCCAAUGCGCCGGACUACAUCUUCAACACCUUCCACACCCAUCAGGCAAGCAGAAUUGCCUUUCGGAUCACGUGCCCCGUAUUCAUCCUCUGCGGCGAGAGCGACAUCUUCGCGAACGCGGCCGGCUGCGCGGCGGGCGGCGCGUACUAUCCCAACUCCGUCAGCGUGACGUCAUUCGUGCAGCCCAACAUCGGCCACGUGUACAACCUGCACAAGACGUGCGUGCCGGGCUGGGAGAAGAUCGUGGCCUUUGUCAAGAGCAUCACUUAG